Messenger RNA from Zasmidium cellare ATCC 36951, 969 nucleotides. RefSeq lists its product as uncharacterized. The coding region runs from base 1 to 969 and encodes 322 amino acids. NCBI's taxonomy places the organism in Eukaryota, Fungi, Ascomycota, Dothideomycetes, Mycosphaerellales, Mycosphaerellaceae. The transcript is spliced from 2 exons. The record is from RefSeq and is a predicted model, not a curated record.
AUGUCUGCCGACCUCAAGACACUCUUGUCGCUCCCCGCUGAGAUCUGCGAACUAACAGCCAACUGCCUCGAAGCCUCCGACCUGCUCACAUUUCGUAGUCUAUGCAAAGAAAUCGAGGCCAAGACAUACAGAGUCUUCUCGAGCACUUGCUUUGGACGUCGUACCCUGCGGCUCUCCUCAGGGCAAAGCCUUCGCCAUAACCUCAUGGUCCUCGGGCUUCCCACCUUGGGCCCCAUGAUUCGAACCGUCAUCAUCUCUGAGGACAAACAUCAGCCAGGGGCGAUCAGCCGAGCUGCUCUCAGUGCAGCAGUUCUCCAGAAAAGCAGAGUCGACUUCAGGCUUUUGCGAAGGUACUUCCGCCAGCUUCGCCAUCUCGGACUCCAGGUCAAAGUCGUCGUCCCUGCACGUCGUGGAAGUGGAGCUAUGCGACACUUCUCCAUCGAUGGCGACGUUCCGUCCGACCAUGCGUGGCACCUACCAGUCCACAAAUUGAUCGAAACCAACGGUCUCGGUCUAUUGCACAAGGUUUUCACGUCUGUGGAGUCCUUAACGCUGGACGUUUGGGUCGAGGACGAAGGGCUCCUCACUUCGACCACCCCUUUCUUCGCUUGCAUCGCCUCGCUACCCAGCCUGCGAAGCCUGACCAUCUAUGGACAACACCGCCACUAUGAGUCACUGAAAGGCUUUGACGUCGACGCUUAUGCGAUUGCAGAAGUUCUCCUCCAGCAGGACUUCCCUCGCCUAAGGGUAUUGAAGCUGUGGGGAUGCGUCGUGUUCGUCGAUUUACUUGUCGACUUUCUGCGUCGUCAUCGGCAGGACCACAGGUCGGAAGAGUUCCAGAUGGGUCGGCUGGAUUGGGAGUGGGAUGACUUCGAUGAAGAGUUCGAUCGUGGAAAUGAGGCGGAGAUGAGCAAUGAAACCCUACAGACGCUGACCGGAGUACGAGUCGAGUACUUCAAAGAAGGAUAG